Molecule: messenger RNA, 632 nt
Organism: Corticium candelabrum
Lineage: Eukaryota; Metazoa; Porifera; Homoscleromorpha; Homosclerophorida; Plakinidae
Product: coiled-coil domain-containing protein 137-like
Exons: 4
Coding region: 9-632 (207 amino acids)
Cellular component (GO): nucleus
Source: RefSeq, a predicted model, not a curated record
UAGCAAACAUGGGAAGGGUUAGCCGCCAUAAAAGAAUAAAGACUCAUGAUCCGUUCUGUAGAAGACGAACGAAUAGACAAGGGGAUAACGAACGACCUUGUCUAGAAGACGAGCAGCAACUGUCCAAGCCGCUCAAGAGGCUAAUUAUAGCUAAAGAAGACAGCAGUAAACGCAGAAGACGGAAGGCUGGGUUUGACGGUGUGAAAAAAGACUUUGUACGUGUCAAAGAGCAAACUAAAGGAGACAUCGUGUUCAGCAGACGAGAAAGAGAAGCAACUUCUUCCUACUUUGACCGUAUGGAACGAGAGACCAUGUCUGUCUUGCACAAACAUCAGAAGCAAAUACAAGCCACUGGACAAAAAAGAAAACAAUAUAUGAAGAAAAAAGAUGCGCAGAGAAAAUCUCAAAGGCUGAAACUAACACAAGAGAAAAUGGCUGACUUCAACCAGUUUCAAGAUCAUGUUCAGUUUGGUGAAGUUGCACAAGCACCACCCAUUCUUAGUGCUACACCACGAAAAGCAGUUACUAAACAAACCUCCAACUCUCCUUCAAUAGUGAAAGAACGACUUAGAAUUAUAGAACUAUACAGAAGACGGAAGCAAACAAACUGUAGGCUGAAGAUUUCAGGAUAG